Saccostrea echinata is the source of this 1105-nucleotide messenger RNA. RefSeq lists its product as uncharacterized. Bases 30 to 434 code for a protein of 134 amino acids. The transcript is spliced from 3 exons. The record is from RefSeq and is a predicted model, not a curated record. NCBI's taxonomy places the organism in Eukaryota, Metazoa, Mollusca, Bivalvia, Ostreida, Ostreidae.
GUUGUCAUUAACGACUGCAACCUCAAGAAAUGUGGACGACUCCUUUUCUGCUAGUCCUGUGUUGCAGCCUCCUGGCAGAUUCUCACAAAUUUUCUCAGAUUCGCACAGAAUUUUCCAAACAGAUCGAUGCGGAAUAUAACAUCAGAGAAAGCAGAGCUUUGAGACACAAGCGUAUGAUUAAUGAAGAUCCUCCCGAGGGAGGGAAUCUAGGACCUCUAUUACCACCAGACCCAGUCCCUGCUGUAACGUCACCAAAACCAACACCAAACUCCAAAAGGAAGACCAAGAAAAACAACAGAAAAAAACAGGGACCAAAAAAGGCAAAGAAGACCAAAACAGGAAGACAAGGACAAGGGCCAAAAAAGUCAGAGAGAGGCACUAGAAAAAGCAAAGGGAAAGGUCAGAAGAAAAACAGGAAAGUGAAACAAGCCUAAACCAACAAUCUUAACAGUACAGCAUUUACAUUUACAACAGGUACUAAACGGAAUCUGCUUCUGUGGCAGGGAGAGUUUAUAAGCAGUCUCCUUUUAAAGUACGUAGAGUAAGAUAUACCUGUACAGUUAUUUAUGUACCUGACUUUUAGUAUUGGUAAUAUAUUUUAGUGAAAUCCACAUAACGUCACGCCUUCGUUAGGACUUAGAAGUUAUAAUUUACACACUUUUAAUAUUUUUUUAAUGUUCUACUCCGUGUAUAAUUUAAUAAUUAUGUAAUUUGUUACAAUCACGGUGUCUUAGAACAAGUCGCAUAAUUCUUUAGAUUUAUUAACUGUAUAUUAUGCAAAGUUAUUCAGUCUGGUUAAAUUAAGCUCUAUUAGUUUCUCCCUCUCUCUUUUGUUGCGGUGUUAACGACUGUUGUUAGGCUGUUGGUAAAAAUUUACUUAAAAUCUAAUGAGGUUUUCAUUUUAGAUUUUUAUUUCAUAUCUAUUUUUUCAGUUUACCAAGGAUACACAAUUUAGUAUAUUUAAAAUUUCAUGAUGUAAUAUAUACAUGAACGUAUUCAUAUUUCAAAAUGUUAAUGUAAAAUGCAUGAAAUGUGAAAACUAAAAACAAAUCAGCAUCGAUUAAUAAAACGUUAUGAAAUGCAAAUAAAUAUUUAAAAAACCGUC